Molecule: messenger RNA, 957 nt
Organism: Clonostachys byssicola
Lineage: Eukaryota; Fungi; Ascomycota; Sordariomycetes; Hypocreales; Bionectriaceae
Source: the annotation of a GenBank genome assembly
AUGCCACCUCGCAAACGCGCCCUCGACGCUGCUGGGGAUGGCGAGCCCCUCGCGAAGAGACGCUCAUCCCGCCAGGCAACAGCCGCCGCCACAGCGUCAGCAGCGACGGCACAGCACAAGGCAGCCACAGCCUCAGCCAAGGCUGUGCCCACCACCACACUGGCCAAGAAGCAGCAGGAGAAGAAGAAGGCUGCCUCCAAGGAUCCCGCACCAGCCACAAAGCCCAAGGGCCGUGUCGCCACAAAGACCAAGGCCAAGGCCAAGCCCAGGGGGAAGCCCAAGGCUGAGGCUGAGGAUGGAGACGAGGCGGCGGCUGACACCGAGGAGCCAGAGAAGCCUUCAGCCUCGAGGGGGAGGGACGUGACGCCAGACCCAGACCCAGCGUCCCUCCCGGUCCAGAAUCCGGAGACUGUCCGCCACGAUGGCGAGUGGUACUGGCUCAUGAAGGCAGAGCCCGAGUCGCGCUUCGAGGGGGGCGUGGACGUGCGCUUCUCCAUCGACGACCUGCGCGCAUGCACGAAGCCAGAAGGAUGGGACGGAAUCAGGAACUAUGCAGCACGCAACAACCUGCGCGCCAUGAAUGCAGGCGACAAAGCCUUCUUCUACCACUCCAACUGCAAGACCCCCGGCAUCGUUGGCACAAUGGAGAUUGUGAGAGAGCACUCAGAAGACAAGAGCGCCCGACGCCCGGGAACGCCAUACUACGACCCCCAGUCCACCCGCGACAAGCCCAGGUGGAGCCUCGUGCACGUCGAGUUCCGCCGCAAGUUCGCCGUGCCCAUCCUCCUCCCCGAGCUGCGCGAGCUGGGCGCCGCGGGUGGCCCCCUCGCCCAGAUGCAGCUGAUCAAGCAGUCGCGGCUGAGCGUGAGCAAGGUCAGCGGGGACGAGUGGCGCGCGCUGUGCGAGCUGGCCGACAAGAAGGCCAGGGACGCCGGGCUGGAGCAUGAAGAUGCGUGA